AUGUCCAUUCAUCAAAAAAAUACACAACUCACUUUUUCACCAACUUUGCAAACUAUUAUUCCUGAAAUUUUAGAAUCUAUAUUAGUAUUUCUUCCGAAUCCUUAUAUUGUUUCUUCCGUGUGUCGACAAUUUCAUACAAUUGUAAUAAAUUCGCCAAGCUUUAAACGACGUUGGCUUCGUAGAUGGCUUCAUUCAAAACUUCCAGAUGCAUUUUUACCUACUUAUUCUGAACUUUGCAAAGCAGUUGAGACAAAGACUCCAUUCAACAUUUUAAUGCAAAUUAUUGAUUUACAAAAAUUAUGUAAUAAACCGCUUGCUUCUUCGUCUGAUGGUAGUGUAACGAAGUUGGUGGAUGUAGUAAUCUUGCACAAUGAAAGUGAUCAAUUAAUUCCUUUCCUAAUUUCUCGUGGAUUGAAUAUGAAAAAAUACGUUGAAUAUCAUACUUCUAAAGAUAUCCAAAGAACAAAAGAAGGAAUCAAUGUUGACAAUAGAUUACGAAAAGAUUACUUAUCACCUUUGAUUAUCGCUGCAAAAAAAUCAAUGAUAUUUUCUGAACAACUUGCUUUUACAAAGGACUUUUUUACUAGCACUGAAUUGGCAUUUGCAAUUGUUCUUCAUGAACGACUUGAUGUUGCUUCAUCUGUAGCUUUUAAUCAGCAACAUAUUCUAGAUAUAUUGGAUGAGAGUGUAGAUCGACAAUACACUGCAGGUAUUGGGUGGGCUUUUCAACAAGGUGUCGGAACCGUUCAAAAAAAUAACCCUUUAUAUCUCCGCUUAUGUAUUGAAAAAGCUGAUGUUGAAUCUGCAAAAAUUUUAAUUAACAGCGGCGCGGCUAUAAAUAUAUCACCAUCAAAUCGCGCAGAUGAUCCUUCAAUUUAUGGGGCUACAUCCCUUUUAGAAUUUAGUAUUCAAUGCUACUUUCAAAAUUAUAUUGGCGAGGAAGCUAAUAGAGAGGCGAGGAAGAAAAUGAUUCGUUUAUUCUUGGAUUCAGGUGCAGAUCCUAAUUCAGACGAUGGACGACCUUUGGCAUUAUGUGUUACUAAUCAUGACUGGGAGCUCACAAGACUUUUAAUACAGAGUGGUGCAGAUGUGAAUCGUAGUAACAAAUGGGCUGUAAGAAUAGCUACUGAUUGUGGAUAUAAGGAUAUGGCUAAAGUGUUAUAUCGCAAGGCCAGACAUUCUCAUUCUGAUGAAUUUACUACUGGUACCACUAGUAAUGCUAGUAAUGCUAGUAAUGUUGUUAAGGGUAUGGUCAGGAAAGUGAGCAUGCUAGGUAAAAGUGUUGCUUUUAGAAGAAAAAGUGAGGGAGAAGUAAAUCAUAGUCAUCGAAGAAAUGAUUCUUCAGAUUAG
This is a messenger RNA of Dentiscutata erythropus, 1350 nucleotides long. The record is from the annotation of a GenBank genome assembly. Lineage: Eukaryota; Fungi; Glomeromycota; Glomeromycetes; Diversisporales; Gigasporaceae.